AAAAUUUUGUUUUAAGUUUUUACCUUUUUCAUUUUAUUGUAUAUAAAAUGCUAUAUAUAUGUAUAUAUAUGCUUUACUUUUAUAUUACAUUUUUAAAUGACAUAUAAUUUUUAUUGUUGUUAACCAAAUAUUUUAGCUGAACUCAGAUGUUAAAAUUAGCACAAUGUCUUCCUGCUAUUCUAAUAACAUUGUUGUUCAAGAUAAUCAUUUAAAAUGUAUCAGUUCACCUUCAAUAUUAAAAAAACAAAAUAUUCUUUCAAUAAAUAAUGUUCCAAAACGUAAAGUACAUUUUGAUCUCUUCAAUAAUUUAAAAUCGAUGCUAAUUCAUUUUGAUCAAACUGAUGAUAGAGAUAAAAUUCAGUAUAAUAAUCUUAUUUGUGAUAUUAGAGACACUGGAAAUGAUUUUAAGGAUUCUGAACUUGUAAAAUUACUGAAAGAUGCAAGACAUUGUGUGAAUAUUUUAAAUGAAAAUCUUACACUUUUUGUCAAAGUGGUCUUAAUACUAAAAUGGAAGGAUAGAGGUGAAGAAGUAGUGAAUGAAUAUAGUACAUUUGUAUUAGAUGUAUGCUCUGCCCAUAAUUACCACACUAAAUUUGCUAUAGAACAACUAGUAACUUGUUUCUCCCAAAUUGACAACACAGUUGUAGACCGUAUUAAUGGAAUACCUAAUGAAAGAGAAGAGAUUGGGUAUCAAAAUGUACAUAAAAUAAUAAAGGAUUUACUAAAAGCUAUUCCACUAGCAAAAGAAAUACUCAUUACAACUUUACAAAAGAAGUUUCCAUAUAAAAAAAGCAGUCCUGAAGUACAUUUACAUUAUGUGCACAACUUGUUGUUAAUUACUCAGUAUGAACCAUCUUUAAGAAGAAAUAUAUUGAAUUUAAUGAUUAAUAAAUUAGUUGAAAUUGAUGUACAUAUUCCAAAAGAAGAAUUAGAAAGAUUGGGGUCCUGUUCAAGUAAUGAAAUAGAAGAAAAUAUUUUUGCUAUGGAUGUUGAUGGAGAUUGUAUAUCAGCAAGUCCUGAAAUACAAGAAUCAGAAUCUUUUGUGUGUACAUUAGAUAUGUGUUUAAAGAGAAUAUUUGAUUACAUUAAAACAUUUUGUUAUGACAAAGAAGGAGUAUUAUUGUGGGAUAACACUAAGCUGUUGUAUCAAGAUCUUUUAUCAGUAUUUGAAAGUGAAAUUUUACCCACUUAUGCUAGUAGUCAUGUGCAAUAUAUUAUUUAUUACUUUUUGAGUUUUAAAUUUAUAUUAGCUGAAAAAUUUAGUUGUUGGUUAUGGAAAAAGUGCUGUGAUGUGUCUGCCCCAUCGACUAUUCGUCAAGCUGCUGCUGGAUAUUUGGCUAGCUUCAUGAGUAGAGCACCUUUUAUUUCUAUUAACGUAUUGAAAAAUACUGUUGGUGAUAUGUCUGUUUGGUGUAAUAAUUACAUAAACAGAGUUGAUAAAUCAGUAAAAGUUGUUAAUGAAGAACUUUUAAGAUGGCACGCUGUGUUCUAUUCUUUGUGUCAAUCAUUAUUUUAUAUAAUUUCAUUUCGACAUGAAGAUUUAAUGGAUAGUAAAAGAAAUUUGAAAUUUAUGGAAAACUUAAACUUAUCAAAUAUAGUUACUUCUCGACUGAGUCCUUUACGUGUAUGUUGUUCUAAAAUUUCAAUGCUAUUUGCACAAGUUACAAAAAUUUAUCAAUUAACAUACUGCUAUCCUGUUAUGGAUGACCAUGUUAGAAUUACUGAUGAAUCUAUUAAAGAUCAGUGGCUCUAUGCAUUUUUCCCCUUUGAACCAUAUGUUCUUCCCAGAUUAAAACACCUGUUUGGUUCUAAUUUAUAUAGAAGCAUUAAUAUAAAUAAAAAUCCAUACAUCUAUCAAGAAAGUUAUGAAAGAAAAGUUUCCUAUCAAGAAUGUAUGGAUAUUAGUCCUAGCAUGCUGAUAUCAUCCUGUUCACCUGGAAAUACGGAUUGGUUUGGAAAAUUGACAAAUCAGUAUCAUUUUAAUUGUUAAUUAUUGUUUAUAAAUUGUUAUUUUUUUUAGAAUAAAAUCUUAAGUUGAAA
Molecule: messenger RNA, 2040 nt
Organism: Daktulosphaira vitifoliae (grape phylloxera)
Lineage: Eukaryota; Metazoa; Arthropoda; Insecta; Hemiptera; Phylloxeridae
Product: RNA polymerase I-specific transcription initiation factor RRN3-like
Exons: 11
Coding region: 164-1990 (608 amino acids)
Biological process (GO): transcription initiation at RNA polymerase I promoter
Cellular component (GO): nucleus
Molecular function (GO): RNA polymerase I core binding; RNA polymerase I general transcription initiation factor activity
Source: RefSeq, a predicted model, not a curated record